AUGACUCGAAGCUCUAUCUCUAAACCUUUGCUUGUAGUGGUGGUUGCCACCAUUGCAUUGGUUCUUGUACAGUUUGUGCUGAUCAAAAACGAAUCAGUAUGGUAUAUUGAGGGGGAGACAUCCAAGCACAUUGCGGUGGACGAGACGUUGCAAUUAAAUGUAGGGAGGAAGAAGACACCGGUAUUUCGGCAGUCGACGAUGUUGCCAGUAGUGCUGAUGCACGGCAUGGGUGAUGCUGCAGGAAAUAGAGGAAUGAAGCGUAUACAAUCGGAAAUUUCGAAACACCUGCAAGUGUAUGUGGCAAGUGUGCAGCUAGGCAAUUCGGUGGCCGAUGACAUUCAGAACAGUUUCUUCUUGACGAUGGACAAUCAAACAGAAAUGUUUGCUAAGAUUGUGCGAGAGGAUCCGCGUUUGGCGAAUGGUUUUAAUGCUGCUGGGUUUUCACAGGGCAACUUGGUGAUUCGUGCCUACAUCGAAAGAUUCAACGAUCCUCCUGUCCACACUUUUAUUUCUUUUCAUGGGCCACUUGCUGGUGUGGGAGGACUACCCCGUUGCUCUCCACUCAACUUUAUUUGCAAAGAAAUUGAUGAGCUCAUUGGUGAGGCAGUCUACACAAAACGCGUUCAGGAACGCAUUGCACAAGCAAAUUAUUUUCGUGACCCACUGCGCAUUGAUGUGUACCUGAAACACGCAAAGUUUUUACCGGAUCUCAACAAUGAGAAAACAUCCACGAAUCAGACUUACAAGGAAAAUUUUAUAAAGCUUCAAAACUUGGUGCUCGUUCGAGCAAGCGAGGAUACCCAAGUGUACCCAAAAGAAUCGGAAUGGUUUGGGAUGUACCGCGAUGACGAUCCGUAUAAACAUGUUCUUGGCUUUAAUGAGACGAGGUGGUAUCAAGAUGACUUGUUUGGUCUAAAGACGCUCGAUCAGGCCGGCAAGGUGCACUUACUGUCUUCAAAUGGAGACCAUUUGCAGUUUUCUGUCGAAUUUCUGCUAGGUGUGGUGGACAAGUACUUUCAUCCUCUAAUAUCGAACCAGAUUAAGGUGCAGGCACUACCAAGACGGCGUUGUGCACGUAGCCCCUUCUUGAAUUAUACCAUUAGACGUUACCACGAUAAACAAUUCGAGUGCUUGCAUGACAACAACUUGAAUGACGCUUUGAAGCCGGGAGACAACGAGCGAGAGGAAAUGGAAGUCGACGCGCGUGUCUGGGAUCGAGAACUGGGUUAUUUUGUGUACCCAGCGGACAAAAAAGGAGUCAAGCUUAGUGCAGUCUCCAAUUUGGAAAACAGGACUGAUAGCGGCAGCAAAUUGCUGCUUACACCAUCCAUGAUGCUAUCCAGCAGAACGCCAGAUUCCUUAAUCUCGAUAGCUGCUAAUGGGGAUCUUGCACGAGUUAUCGCAGAUGAUACAUCUAACACAACGAAGCGGGGCUUAAAAAAGCAAACAAAUCGAUCUACUACGCCAGGGCGGCGAAGAAGAGACAAAGAAGGAGCCGAAGAAUUAUGUCUUUCGAAAUCAGUUCCGGAUUCGCUAAAGAACAUGAAAAGUAAAAGUGGUGGCAAUACAGCUACCAGUGGAAUGGCCAAUCCGCCACAGCGUAUUGUCAAGCAAAAAGAGCAGCUGUCAGCCUCAGGAAAAUGGGCCUGGUCAGCGUUCCAAUCAUCACCCGACCCAACAGAGCUACCAAUGCCGCCAUUUCUCACAAAACCACAAGAAAGUUUUAUUUCUGUUGCGGAGGCACCGAUCCUUCCUCGCCCACACGCUCAAUUGCCUUCCCAGGCAACAAAGGUUCUUAUCGCGCCACCACUCCCACCUGGGCCGCCUAUUUCCUUACCACCGAGGCCUCCAGCGCCUCCAGAAAUAGCAUCGUCUAUUGAGUCGUCGAUGACUCAAGACUUGCGGCGAAUGCUAAACAUCAGCGGCGGUUAA
Molecule: messenger RNA, 1932 nt
Organism: Plasmopara halstedii
Lineage: Eukaryota; Oomycota; Peronosporomycetes; Peronosporales; Peronosporaceae
Product: palmitoyl-protein thioesterase 1
Exons: 11
Coding region: 1-1932 (643 amino acids)
Cellular component (GO): lysosome
Molecular function (GO): palmitoyl hydrolase activity; thiolester hydrolase activity
Source: RefSeq, a predicted model, not a curated record